AUCAAACUCAAAAGUAAUAUAGACGUAGAGGCAACUGAACUCCCGAUUGAAUAGCAUUCAGAUACUAUAAUCCUGUUAAAAUUGAAAAGAUCAACAAUAAAAUGAUAAUUUGGUUGUUUAUCGUGGCAUGUUUGCUGCUGCAAGGAGAGAUACUUGGACAGCAAUUAAGCCCGGGAGAUCGCAAGAGAAUCGAUGACUUUCUCAACGAGGCGAUGAGAUGCCAACGAUAUACUGGCUUGUCAGUAAGUGUUGUAAGAGGAGGAGAAGCUGUCUUUACAAAGGGUUAUGGUAUGGCUGUAUAUUAUGGGGAAAAUUCUACCGAAAACAUUCCUGUUACCGCAGACACUGUCUUUCCUAUUGCAUCCAUCUCUAAACACAUGACAGCAUCAAUCAUAGGUCACGUGCUGCAGAAUACAAGUUACACUUGGGACACGCCGUAUACACAAAUGAUAAGAGAGCUCUUUAAUGAAGACAUCUACCUCAAUGACUUUUGGAGAACAGAGAAAGCAUCUCUAAGAGAUAUGUUAUCACAUCGCAUGGGCAUAGCAGGGCACGAUGUUAUCCGAUAUGGCAAUCAAUGGUCAAAGCGGGAAUUAGUCGAGAGAAUCCGUUUCAUUUCACCAAGGGCUGAAUUCCGUAACUCCUACUGGUAUAACAACAUUCUGUAUUCAGUAGCUAGUUAUGUAGCAGAGAGGCACGCUGGUAAAGAAUGGGGCGAACUACUACGAGAUAAUUUCUUUACGAAACUUGGCAUGGCCAAUGCUUCUACAUUCAAACUGGGCCACGCAGCCAAUUUUUCUGGAUGGGCAUUGCCUCAUGAGACAUAUGUUCGUAAUGAGCUAGGUAUCCACUUCGGGCCAAUACCGAUGUCUUUAUUCGACGACUAUAUCACAGGGCCAUCAGGUCCAGCAGGUGGUGCAGCAACCAGCGCCAAAGAUAUGGCAAUGUGGAUGAAUUUUCAACUUAAUUAUGACAAGGAACCAUAUGUUAGCAUACUGAAUCCUGAAAUAACCAAACAGAUUCGAAGGGGUGUUUGGGCGAGAGGGCCCCAAAAUAGAGACAACACAAAACCAAGAAAUGACUUCAGUUUCGGUUCUUCCAGCUAUGGCAUGGGGAUUGGCAACGGCUAUUGGCGAGGUCACCCCGUGUUGUCACAUGGAGGAAGUUUAACGGUGUAUACGUCAGAUUAUGCCAUUCUCCCUUACUUAAACAUGGGGGUGUUUGUAGCAUCUAAUCAGCCGGCCUCGUACCUCUCAGAGAUUCGAAUGUUCAUCUUCGACGUUCUUCUAGGAAUAGAGAACCCAUACAUAAACAUUUCGAGACUUUGUUCCCGAGAGUUUGAGUCUGAUAUGGUUGAUUUAGAAGAAGAAGAUGAUGAUGCUGGACUAAGAUAUGCAAUUGAAUCAAUUGUUAAUUUAAUUGAUACGGAAAAGCUGGACGAAAUCAAAUCAAAACUUAUUAAUCGAAGUCCUAUGGCUAAUGAACUUGAACCGUAUCAGUCGAACCAAAACGCGUAUGCUCUGGCAAAGGCAAUAACAGCGAUAGGCCGUAAAAUACCCAGAAAUGCAGAAAGGAAUUCCAGCCUUGUUAAAGAGUUUAGCAAAUAUACGGGAACUUAUGGCAAUUUUGCAUACGGAAACUGCACGGUACGACUUCAACCGAACACAUCUUUAUUUGAUAGUCAACUGGAACUAAGCUACGGUUGGAUGACAUUUAGUUUAAAGCGUGACAAUGCAACUCUCCCAAAUGUUUUUACAAUGACUGUUCUUGAGUUAUACGAGUAUAACUCGGAAAAGGUUGUAUUUUCAAGCUCCAAAAAUAAUGAUGUCAUCGACCAAAUUCAUCUUUCAUUUGACACGUGGGACCGACCAUAUUUGUGGGUGAGAAAUCGUAAGUUCAGUGAUGCUCCACCUCCUGGACGAAGAGAAUGCCCCACCCCCGUCCCUCCAGUCCCCUGUCCAACUCGGAGGAGCUCUGGGUCAAGAAAUGAGGCAAUCAAUCUUGUUGGGGUUCUUACAUUUAUAGUGAUCCUUUUAGGUAUAUAGAUUACAACCACACUUUUCCCUUGAACUACUAUAUAUCCCGCUAUGGGUCGACCUCGGACUGUGCAUUUUCCUAUAUGAUUAUAGGCACUUAUUGCAAUAAUAUAUUAUGCAGAUUAUAAUUAAGGUUUUGUACUACACCUUUCGCUUCUUAAAAUAUGUUAAAAUAGUUAUGACAUCUCAAUUUGGUUAUUUGCAUAUGUAAAUGUGUUUUCAGAUUGAGAAUGUAUUCCAUGAGCUAAUGCUAUCUCAUUCUCAAUCUGAAAACAAAAAAGAACGGAUUUUUUUAGGAAUUCUGCCAAAGGCAAAGUGAAUACAGGCAAUAUUGGCGAAAUUAUGAAACAAUGUAAAUAUGCUAAACAUAUUUAAAGCGCUUAUAAUUGUAAUAUAUUCACAUCAUUGGUUUCUACUAUUCUAUCUUUCUCGUUUCGAUAAUGUUACAUGGCCAUUAAAAGUUUUACCAACUAAAUUAAGUAAAACCAUAAUUGAAACCAUAUUUUGUAUCCUUUG
Owenia fusiformis is the source of this 2552-nucleotide messenger RNA. Lineage: Eukaryota; Metazoa; Annelida; Polychaeta; Sabellida; Oweniidae. The record is from the annotation of a GenBank genome assembly.